AUGGCGUCCAUCCCGAAAUUGAACGCAGAGGAGACCUUCACUCUCAUCACGCGCGACCUCGAUGAAGUCUUGGGCGCAGACAACCUCAAGGCCCUCAUCGCCAAGAACGACAGACCGCUGCGAGCCUACUGGGGAACUGCUCCCACCUCGAGACCGCAUAUAGGCUACUUCGUAGCUCUGACCAAGAUCGCCGAUUUCCUGCAGGCUGGCGUUCAGGUCAAGGUCCUUCUUGCAGACAUCCACGCCUUCCUUGACAACCUCAAGGCACCCAUCGAGCUCGUUCGACAUCGCGUCGACUUCUACCAGCGCAUCCUCAUCUCCGUCUUCAAGGCCAUCGGCGUACCGACCGAGCGCUUGACCUUCGUCGUCGGGUCGAGCUACCAGCUCACUCCCGAGUACACAAUGGACGUCUACCGAACGGCUGCCCUCACGACAGAGCACGACUGCAAAAAGGCGGGAGCAGAAGUCGUCAAGCAAGUUGCCUCGCCCCUCCUCUCCUCGAUGCUCUACCCGGGUCUGCAGGCACUUGACGAGCAAUACCUCGACGUCGACUUCCAAUUCGGCGGUGUUGACCAACGAAAGAUCUUCACAUACGCGGAAGCUCUGCUUCCAAAGCUAGGUUAUGCGAAGCGCAGUCACCUCAUGAACCCGAUGGUGCCUGGCCUCAAGGGCAGCAAGAUGUCAUCGUCUGACCACGGAUCCAAGAUCGACUUCCUCGACCCGGCAGAGAGUGUGCGCAGCAAGAUUAAAUCGGCCGUCUGCGAACCGAAGUCGACGCCUGCGGAUGGCAACGGUGUAUUGGCCUUUGCCAAGGCGGUGCUUUUCCCCGUAUCGAGACUGAGGGCAGAGGCGGCAGGAGGGGAGGGCAUCGCCGAGCCCUUUGUCCCUGCCGAUGCGCCAAAGGGUACACUCUUCACCAUUGCCCUUCCCGAGAAGUUCGGUGGCGGUGUUCUCAACUUCGCCGAGUACAGCGAGCUUGAGCGCGCCUUUGUCGCUGGCGAGGUUCACCCUGCCGACCUCAAGAAGGGAGUGGCGGACGCACUUGUCAAGCUGCUGGCGCCCGUCCAGAAGGCUUUCUUGGGCGACGAGGAGUGGCAGAAGGUGGAGAAGCUGGCAUACCCGCCACCAGAAGAGCCGGAGAAGAAGAAGAAGGCCAAGAAGAUCAACCCGAGACAUCCGCCCAAGGCAGGGGUCACGACUGCGCCUACGGAUGGGCAGGCGGCGGAAGUUAGCAAGGAGGGGGCGGAAGCGUUGGCGAACGGGGUAGAGAAGAUGGGUGUCGACGGGAAGUGA
Molecule: messenger RNA, 1293 nt
Organism: Jaminaea rosea
Lineage: Eukaryota; Fungi; Basidiomycota; Exobasidiomycetes; Microstromatales
Product: tyrosine tRNA ligase
Exons: 2
Coding region: 1-1293 (430 amino acids)
Biological process (GO): tyrosyl-tRNA aminoacylation
Molecular function (GO): ATP binding; tyrosine-tRNA ligase activity
Source: RefSeq, a predicted model, not a curated record